This is a messenger RNA of Oreochromis aureus, 4551 nucleotides long. Its product is annotated as receptor-type tyrosine-protein phosphatase eta-like. NCBI's taxonomy places the organism in Eukaryota, Metazoa, Chordata, Actinopteri, Cichliformes, Cichlidae. The coding region runs from base 165 to 2495 and encodes 776 amino acids. The record is from RefSeq and is a predicted model, not a curated record. The transcript is spliced from 13 exons. Gene Ontology annotation, molecular function: protein binding.
GUAGCAACGGUUUGACUCAGUUGUUAGAAGAUAGUCCACUGUUUGUCUGUUUUUUUGUUUGUUUGUUUGUUUGUUUGUUUUUGGAAGCGAAAGCGAAGUUUGGACAUGAAAGUGCUCAGCGAGUAGAAAAAGCAGUAGAAUCCGUUCUCGCAGCGUGCGUCAUCAUGAAGCCGUUACUGCGCUUCAGCGUCCCUCUGUGGACUCUUCUGGUCUUCAGCGCCAGCACCCGAGCACAAUGUAUCUCAAAUUGUUCAACAGGAACAUUUAAUAUUAUAUCCACAACAACGACAAAUGUCACCUUUGAACUUAAACCAAACUGCAGCUUAACAGUUGGGAAUAUUGCCUCUGGAAAUGGUUUAAUAACUGGUCUGACUCCUGGAGCUGUCUAUGAAAUUGUCUUAAACUGUUCACACUGCUGCAAUGUGUCACAAAUCACAACAAAGCCAGAAACUGUCAGUUUAACAGUCACUAAUAUCACAACAUCCUCUAUAUUUGUGAACUGGACUGAACCAGUGGGAAUGAGCUCCUUCUAUAAAGUACAGUGGACAGGUGGAGGAAGGAACGUCCCUGUAAAUGUCUAUGAGACGUUUUAUAACAUUACUAACCUGACUGCUGGUGUCCAGUAUGAAAUAACUGUCACUGCAGUGGCUGGUGAUAAUUAUACUGAAGGACAGAGUGCUACUGUCAUCAAGUACACAAAACCUGCUGUGGUCAAGAACCUUACUUUCACUGGUUUCACAACAACAUCUGUGUCUAUAAAUUGGACUAAACCUGAUGGGGGUGUUGACUGGUACAUAAUCCAGUGGAAUGGGACACAACAGGUCUCCAGCCGCACAAAUGAAACUUUCUUUACUAUUCCAGGCUUAACCCCUGGCACCCUGUACAACAUUUCAGUGGCUGCUGCUUCUGUAAACCAGUCAAAUGCGGGAGAUAACAGCUAUAUAUCUACCUUCACAAAACCUGCUGUGGUCAAGAACCUUACUUUCACUGGUUUCACAACAACAUCUGUGUCUGUAAAUUGGACUAAACCAGAUGGGGGUGUUGACUGGUACAUAAUCCAGUGGAAUGGGACACAACAGGUCUCCAGCCGCACAAAUGAAACUUUCUUUACUAUUCCAGGCUUAACCCCUGGCACCCAAUACAUCAUUUCAGUGGCUGCUGCUGCUGUAAACCAGUCAAAUGCGGGAGAUAACAGCUAUAUAUCUACCUUCACAAGGCCUGAAAAGCCUGGGACCAUUAGUGUUACACAAGGAACCAACACCUUAAGCAUCAGCUGGAUUUUGCCUCGAGGAAACAUUAGUUAUUAUCAGGUCAAUAUAUCCAAUGAAAACUUAGUGUUUACAAACUCCAGUCAAACAGUGGCCACAACAACCAAUUUUACUUAUUUAAAACCCGGGAGACUCUAUAAUAUCACAGUGACUGCUUUUGCUGGAAACUUCUGGAAUACAUCUGACCAGGUGUCAUUUGCCACUGUUCCCAAACCUCCUGGCUCCAUCAUCUUGAGUAGACAGAGCAACUCCUCACUCCAGCUGCAGUGGGCAACACCUGAUGAGAUGAUCGGAGCUCCAGACAUCAUAUACAGUAUCACCUAUCAGGCUGUGGGUGGUCCCAGUCAAAACACAACUUCCACACAAAAUAACACUUUGCUUUCACUCCUUGACUCUGGAACCAACUACACUGUAACAGUAAAAACUAUUGGACCUGGAAAUUUAAGCAGCACGGUUGUUCAGAAUUCUUCUUUUACCUUGCCAAACCCAGUGAGGAAUCUAAUAGUCAGCCCUGAAUCUACUACUUCACUAAACGUGAACUGGUUAAACCCACUGGGGGUCAAAUCAUAUUACAGAUACUUAGUUGACACUUACAAUGACACAGGAGGACUUAUUUACUCAACAAACAUCACCGAUAACAGCACUUCUGUACUGAAUCUAAACCCAGGAACUAACUACAGUGUCACAGUCAGAACAAAAGCUGGAGAAGGAAGUGAAUCUACGGUGGAAAAGGCAUUCAAUUACACAAUGCCCGAACCAGUGGCCAACCUCACAGUGGAGACUGUGACCAUGACCUCUAUCACAUUGACGUGGUCCAGACAAAAUGAUUACAAGCCUUCCUACUCCUACCUGGUCAUAGCAAGACAGAAUGGCAGCGAGAUAAAGAAUGAUUCAACAAAGAAUGAGACCUACACCUUGUAUAAUCUGACCCCUGGAGAACUGUACACAUUUUCUGUGUUCACAGUUAUAGCAGGGGUCAAAUCCACAGAGGAAAAUGCACAGAGUUACACAAUACCUGAAGCAGUCUUAAACAUUACAGCCAUAACAACCACAACUAGCCUUUCAGUGAGCUGGACACUGGUGACAGGGAAGGUCUCCAGUUACAGUGUUGUGCUAAAUAGUGCUGGACAGUUAGUGAACAGCACGGAUGUAAACAAUCAAACUACAAACACAGUCUUUGUGGACUUGAUACCAGGAGUAGUUGAUCACCAAAAGUGGACCUUAUGAGAGUAACAGUUCACCUGUUUGCAACGCAACCUGUGAGUUGUAUUUACAUUUUACUCACAGAGCCUGAAGUAAUCAGGGAUCUUACUGUCAGUGAAAUUAGGACAUCCUCUAUAUUUCUGAAUUGGACUCAACCAGUGGGUCAAAGGUCAUUCUAUAGAGUAGAGUGGACAAAUGGAAUAAUAAAAAUAAAUAAGACUGUGACUGAAGCUAAAGUAAAUGUUACUGAGCUGACUCCUGGAGUGUGCUACACUUUCACUGUCACAGCAGUGGCUGGAGAUGACAGAACAGAAAGUGACAUGGCACAGAUUUAUCGAUGCACAAGUAAGAUGAAAACUAUUAUUUUUGCUGGCUGAGAAUGUUUUUCUUGCCCCUUUUUUAACAGCUUUAUCUUUUAAUCUAUUUAUUUUGUCUUUCCUUCGUUUUAUUUCAUUGCUGAAGGUGAAACAAUUACUUAGAAUAAUGUGUCAUUUUCCUCACAGUUAUGAAGCUGAAAAAGGUUUUUGAUAUUCAGGUGAUGUUUGUUUUUUAAAUCAGAGUGAUGUUAGUGGUGUGUCAUCUGAUGUCACACUUCAUUCAGUCCUCUUAUAUCUUAGUUUCCACAGUCAGUGGUCACUUUUUAUGGCUUUCAUGUUCAUCCUUCUGGCUGGAGAUAACAGAACAGAAAGUGACAUAGCACAGAUUUAUCGAUGCACAAGUAUGUUGAAUACUAUUAUUUUGGCUAACUGAGAGUGUUUUUCUCACCCUUUUUAAAAAAAAUUUUUUUUAUAUCUAAUGAUCUGAUGAUCUAUAUAUAAAUAUAUGUAUAUAUUUAUACUUUUACAUACACCGUUCUUUUUUUUUUUAAUUAAAGAGCCACACAUGCCAGACAAUUCUGCUAGCUUGGUGAAAUCGACUGGUGUCACACAAUAUUUUCACACUGCAGAUUGUUUCCACGAUGUUUAACAACUCUAAUAGAGCACAGUAUUGUUUGUUUGUUUUGCGUAUAAGGUGAUUUUACAAAUGUCUAAUGACAUCUUUCUUCAUUUCUCCAUUACAAUUUUUCCAAACAUUGUAGCUAUCACUAGUGUUGCUGUUGGUGUAUCGGUACCGGUUUUUCCCAUUCUCUUCAGUGUCCUCAUCGGCUUUAUUAUCUACUGAGAAAGGCCAGCCAAAAAAGAAUCACCAGACAUCCAGAUUCAAUCUUUAAGAGACAAGAUGUAAAUACGAAAUCUUCAAAUCAGAAAACAUGAGCAUAUCUUUCAAAUGUAAUGUGAUGCCACGGUGCUGGGUAUGUGACCCAGUGUUGUGAGUGGAUUCAUUUUUCUUUCCUUUGCAUUAAGAAGAGGAUUUAGGUUUAAGGUUUGAUUGGUUUAGUUCUUUUAGUGACUCUUAGUUUAUCUAUGUUUCUGGGCCAUGGUUUCUUGUUUGCUGUUGUUAGGUUCCUUUUGUGUAUUAGUUUCUGUCGCUCUCUUUUCUCUCGUGUUGUCCUCACCUAAGUCUCUGGAGUCGUGGAUUUGGGUCCUCUCUCUGCUUGCCACACAGCAUCAUGACAUGUUAGUGUUUUUCUGAACAAACCUUAUCACUAAACUGUGGUUCAAGCAGAAAUGUGGCUGUGAGUGUUGAGGACUUUGAGGCUUAUUACACGAAGCAGAGAGCAGACUCCAAAUAUGGCUUUGCAGAGGAAUUUGAGGGAAAUCACAAAAACUGAAUAUUCAUUUUGCUAGAUUAAUUUUUAUGCCUUUCAGGCUUUUGAUAACAGUCAUUUAGCUUCCUGGAUUCAAACACUGAGGGGUUUUUUUUGUUUUGUUUUAACAUUAAUGAAUGUUGACAGUGGACGAAACUGCAAUAAUGGAUUAUCUGUCUUGGACACUUUGCUAUAAUUGCAUAUUUUUGUAUUGCUAAGAUGUUUUAUAAAUGCUUCUUAAUACUGUAUAUGUCUCACUGAUGAUUCGAUCCUUUUGCUCAGUGUUGGGAACCACUAGUGCUUGGAAGUUUAGGCUUCCCACGAAUUUGUGUUGCAUGUUAAAUUACUUAUAUAAUCAAAAUAAAAUGUAUUUAUUGUACCACUAAAAGUGCA